AGGAGCGUCAGUUCCAGCAGGACCUUGAGUGCAUGUUUACUCAGCAAUCACCGGCUCAACCUGUCGGUUAGGUGUGCUCCGGCUGACUGUGUACUGCACAGGUGUGAUCACACACUCAGCGAGCACCUGAGAGGGCGAGACCAGUAGGACGACACAAGCCUGAAAGAAGCGCGUGGCAGAACGUGGGGAAACUAUCCGGCGAGGACCGUGAGCAGAAUGUAGGGAAGACCCGAAGGAGAUUCUUCUGGUGCUCUUCAAACCGAUGGGUCCGAGAUGCUGACGUUGCACUUUAGGCCCUGGGAUGUCCACGAUGUCGCCCUGCUUCUCAGCGCGGCACUCUACGUGUGUCACAUAGCUGGGGCCAUCUCCAUCCAGUCCGACCUGCACAGUCUCAUUCGAUCCGUGCAGGAGGACGUGUUCUUCUCCGUGAACGUGACCUGCAGCGGCAUUCCCACCAUCCAGUGGACCUUCAUUUCAAACUCGGUGAGGCGCAGCAUCGGCGCCUGGCAGCCGGGGGGGUUCACCAACAUCACAGAGGAUUACAGCAGCAGGGUGCAGGCCCACCACAACGGCUCCAUGGGUCUGUCGGGCCUGCGGCUGCAGGACGGGGGGUAUUACGUGGUCACGGUCACGGACGGGACGGGCAACAGCAAGGAUGCCGGAUUUGUCCUCAAAGUCAAUGAGGUGCUGUACGAGGACCUCCAGUACUUGUCGGUGUCUGCCUUGGCGUUGGGCUGCUUGGCGGGGCUCCUCAUGCUGGGCAUGUGGCUCACCAACAAGGCCUACAGGAGGAUAGCGGCCUGGAGACGCAGGAAGCAGAUGCCUGAAAAUGAUGCAACGGAGCUGCAGCCUCUAUGACCCGCCUUUUUUUUUUUUUUUUUUUGUCGGUUCGGAAACCUUGUCAGAAUUACUUUUCUCAACAGGAAGAACUUUCUUCUUCACCACAACAAGUGUUGUUUACAUGCACCAAGACAACUUAAGUGUUCAAACAAGAACACACUGGAUUUUUUAUACCGCCUGUAAAUAACUAUUUAUUGCCAAUGCCUCGUGAAUGUUUUGAAUAAGGGCCUGCUCACUAGGUCAAUCUUUAAAAAGACAUUUGUUAAAACACAGAAGUCAUGUGAUCAACAUUCCUAAUGUCCAAUAGGAGGACACACAGGAGGUAGAGGCAGACUUUGCUCUUUAUUUUCUAUUAAAGUGUACUAACAUGAGCAACAAGCGAGCAGGCAGCCAACACAAUUUAAGGGGAAAGCAGCGCUCUUGUAAAAGUCCUCAAGAAUAAAAAGGGCAUGAAUUUUGUAACAUGGCUUCUACACAAAGAAUGUUUUCCUGUCGAUCUCCAGUCGGCAGAGGAGGGCCGGGGGUAGUUGUGUUUAAGGGCAGGGGGUCAAGGCAGCCAUGAGGAGCUCCAUUUUGUAGACAAAGUUCCGUCCCUCCAUCUUGCUCCAGUGGACCUCCUUGUACGGCCCCCUGAGGUGGGUCCACUUGGCAUCCUGAAUGACAUCGCUCUUGGGCAGCUCCUUAGUCUGUUUGCGGGGGAACUGCACCACCACCUUGCAGCCGCUCUCUGGACCGUUACGCACUGGAGCGAGAGAAAACGAAAAACGGGAACAGGGCAGUUAAAGAUGGUGGACUUGAUCGCUCCAGCUCUCCCAUGCCAUGCCCCACCUCACCUGAGAUGGCAUACUCUCCGUUGGGGGAGGCCACAGUGACAGCGGAGGCGUUUCCAAUGCUCUCCACCGGGCCGAGGCCUACGUGGUUACUGAAGCUCAGCACAUGCCAGCCCAUCACUUUAGCCAGCUGCUGCACAGCAUGCACCUGGUGCUGGGACAUCUGCGACAAGACACCACCAUGCGUGAAAGGAUGAAAAAGGGGCCGACUGAGACGACGGCAGCCGUACCUGUGAGAGGAGGAAGUCCUGCAGCUCUUGCUCCUGAUGUGACAGAGUGACGACACGUCCAUCUCUGUGCACCACCCUGAUCUGUUCCACACCGAUGUUGAGCUGCAGCUGGAUGGACCUGAACACACAGCCGCAUAAGAGUUGGGCUCAGGGCUUCCACAUGUGCUUCUCUCCAGGGGAAAGGAAAAAAAAAUGUAUAAUGUGCUGCCAGGGGGGCGCCAUUUUAAUCCCGCAAUUUUUUAUCUUAAUGGCUCAACAUACUCUGAAAAUGACAUUAAUUCAUUAUUAUUGUUUUAUUUUUAGAUAUUACACUCAUGUGCUAAACGAUUUGAACAAAACAUCAUCUUAGAGUAUUGUAGUUGACAGGUAGUGUCACACCUGUGUGACAAGGUGUGACACUGGGGAACAUGCUUUAUCAGUAUCAUGCUUCAAAAAGCUGUGCACUACAAAAUGUGCUCAUUGUAGCCAUUAAUCCUGACUUCCUCAUUGCGAUUUGAAACAAAUCAGCACCAAUCUUUGUAUACAUUUUUGUUUAGAAGGUUUAAGUGUUUUAUAUAUUGUGCUCCGACAUUAAUGAUGCUGUUCAAUUUUAAUAUAUUAUUAUUUAUUGAGUUCGGGGCUGUUUGCAUCUUCCUCUCAGUUACAUUUUUCAAAGCAAAAAAUAUAACAAGAACACCGUUGGGAACCCUAAGAUUACCAUUAGUUGAACACGUUUGAUUAAUAAAAAAUUUCACAAUUACUAAGUUGAUGUCAUAAAAUUUUUUUACCGGUCCGAAAAAAUUAUUGCGGGUCACUCACCCUAUCUUGUCAACACGUACACGCAGGGAGCGCAUGCACACAUUGAAUAGCAGUCUAACACACGCAAACAAUUUGCAAUCAUGUUGUUGUUAUUAUAAAAUACACAUGCAAUCAUAGCUAAUGCCAACUAUCCAAAUAGCAAACAUUAGCCAACAUCCAAAACUAAUGCGCGUGCAUGUCUUACAUACGUAUGUACAUACACUUGAGGACAUAAUUAUUAGCCCCCCCACCCCAUGAGAUUUUCAUUUUUUACUAAGUUUUUCCCAAGUGCUAUUAAAGAGAGAGCAAUACCUUUUUCACACCGCUUUUCCAAGCAUUCUACGUUCAUUUUGGAUGCUUCCAAUAUUUGCAUUUGCACACAGGAACAAAGUUAUUUCAGAAAAAACAUACAUCAUCAGAGUCAUAAUUAUUAGCCCCAUAAAAACUUCCAGCAGUUUGAGACACAGCAAGUGUUGGAAGUCAUGUGCUCUAAUUAAUUAAACCUGUUUGAAGUCAACAGUGAACACUGUGUCAGAGGGACCUCUAGAGCAGAUCUACUUCACGUUGGAUGAUUCAUGAAUCAAAAAGGAUCGUGCCAAAAACAAAAUAAAUCCGUUUACACUUAAAGCUGGGGUCAAUAAGUUAUAUUCUUUAAAUAAAAAGAACCAUAUUAGCAUCAUAUAGUAUAUCGUAACAGUAAUCUUUUCUGAAUUUUUUUCUUACUACUGCGUGCUGUCUGCGCCUUAUAAGUAAGUAUUUUAGUAAAUAAAACCCCAAAAGACAAAAUAAUUUGUCUUCUUGGUGGUCAACCCCUCUAGAUCCAAUCACAGGACUUAGAGAAAGGAGGGGUGAGCAGAGCCCAUGAAGGAGCCUCCUCAUUGGCUGAUGCGUAAUACAGUGAAGUGCGUGCACGGUUCAAACUUGUUGCAUGGCUACUGAACGCCCACCUGGAAAUACCUGCAAUUGCUGUUACAGCAUAUACUGCUAUAAAAAAAAGAGAGAGGAAAACAGAGGAAGAAAAGAAUCUUCUAUUUCCCUAUAUUUUGUAUGUAUCCUUUAGCAUGGAGAUGUGUUUUACUGAUAGUCUGCAACAAAAUACGAAUAAGGGGAUCCUUUGUUGCACCUUCAGACUGCCAAACUAUGUGUGUGCACGACUUUGUGCACUUCCAGGGAGGAGACUGGGAGGGACCAUCAGCAGGGUGCGCAGAGUUGGGGGAAAUAUCAUUGAUACACAGAAAGCAGGAAAUGGAAACGUUAUCACAGCGUUUCCAAAUGUCAAGAACUGGAGUGAGAAGUAUCAUCAAUAAAUGCAAAGACAGCCACAUAGUACAAAACAAACUUGGCAGAGGUAGGAAAGCACAUAUGUCAAAGAUUCUGGAAAGAUGGUUAGUGAGAGCCUGCGAUGAGUUGGCGACUUGUCCAGGGUGUACACCGCCUUCCGCCCGAUUGUAGCUGAGAUAGGCUCCAGCGCCCCCCGCGACCCCGAAGGGACAAGCGGUAGAAAAUGGAUGGAUGGGUUAGUGAGAGCUGUGUGUAAAGACCCUAGAACAACUGUCAAGACACUAUUGAAUGACUAGGCCAGGUCUGGAAUUGUAGUCUCAAAGAGACAAUCUCUAGAGCCCUGCACAGGAAUGGACUUUGAGGCUGCAGAGCAAGAAAAACUCCACUACUGUAAAAAAGACACAUUUGAACCAGACUGAUGUAUGCAAAGGACAACUAGGACAAAGACCACACAUACUGGAAUUGUGUCUUUUGGUCAGAUGAAACCAAAUUAGAGCUCUUUGGCCAUCGAGUCACUGCUUCUGUUUGCAGAAAGAAGGGAGCCGAAAGUAAACAAUACCCACGGUGAAACAUGGUGGUGGGAGUAUUAUGCUGUGUGAUGCUUCACUUCAUUUGGAACUGGGAAUAUUGUCUAGGUGCAAGGAAUCCUGAAGAAAGAAGGAUAUUUGAAGAUCUUGGAAAAAAAAACAACCCUCAAGCAGUCAGCAGCAAAACUGGGUGUGGGUCGCCACCUUGUCUUCCAACGUAACGACCCAAAACAUACAUCAGGCCUGGUGAGAAACUAUCUCCAGAAGGUCAAGGUGAAUGUGAGUGAAUGGUCUAUACAUAGCCCCCAAAUGAAGCUCAUUGACACCCUUUGGGGACAAUUGAAGACGAAAGUCCAUGGCAGAAGACCGUCAAACUGAGGGGCGCUUGAGAGGUUUUCCAAUAACAAUAAUUUGGACCCCGGUAGUUAUUUUUUGGUUAAAUAAAUGUUUGUCUGUGGAAAGUACAAUAAUGGAAGCACCAAAAUAAAGGCAAUUUGGAAAAUAUGUUUAUAAACAUGAGUUGCUCUCUUUAACAGUAUUUGGAAGAUAAUUCUCCAAAAAUGAAAUUUUAAUGGGGAGAGGCAAAUAAUUCUGUCCUAAAGUGUACGUCAUUACGUCCUAGAAGACGUACUGUAAGAGGGCGGGAUAUAACGGAUAAAAUACAUCGGAAAGUUAGCACCUUCUACGCAUCUGUGUAAAUGUAGCAAACAGUCCCUUUUAAACGAAAAUCUUCAGUUUCAAAUGGUUGAAGUUGGUCGAAUAUGUUUAUAGUUUAAAAGAAUACAAAUUGUUUUCAAUUUCAGGCAAAUUGAUGCACUUUAAAUGUUAUUUGACAGGCUAAAAAAUGCUAGUGAUAAUAAUGUUAAUGUUAUUCUUUACCUACAAUGAUCUAUAUUUUUCUUUUUUUUCUUCUUUAUUGUUAAUAAGGAUACAAUGUUAUAACAGUUUUAUGGCAAAAUUAUAAUUAAUAAUUGAGAAGCACCGGCAUAUAUUUACCUCCAUUGGAUUGGAUUUAGCAUCUUUUAUAGGAGAAAAUGUAUCAAACCUUGAUAGAAAAAAUGUGGACACCCCUGCGUUAGAGUGUCCUAUGUGGGAUUACUUUGUGGUAUUUCUGUAUCUCUCCAACACAUACUUGCAGAUUUGCUCGUAGCCCUGAGAGGUGAUCAGCACUUUGACACUGGACUCGUACACGUCGUUUAUGUUGGACCAGUGAGCUUGGAUCUGGGGGUCUUCGAUCCGGCUGGCCAGACUAUCGAUGGUGCGUGCUGUCCUGCAAAUGAAGCAGGUUAAAAGUAGUUUACGCAAACAUAACAGGUGUAGAGCACCCGUAAAAGGUACGGUUUGCAACUUUCUCAAUGUUACAUUUUUCAAACCAAAAAUUAUAACAAGAACACCAUUGGCUAGCCUAUGUUACCAUUGGUGGUUUGAGAGAACAAAACUAAUAAAUAAAUGUCUGUAUUUGUAAUAAUCAGAAGUUAAAAAUGAAAUAAUUAAAUGUUGGGUGUACGCGCAAAUGCCCAUGGCACGUGCUCACCCAAAGGAAAGAUCUCCACGUACAAAAGAAUAAAAAACAGAUCCAAUGGCCACCGUGCAGUUUGUUUGUUAUAUUUGCACACAGCGAGAAAGAGAGACAGAAAAAAACAAUAUUUCAUGUAAAGCAAAAAUAUCUGCGAGUUUAAACAGGCAAGCUAGACCAUAAAUCCCGCCAAACAUAGCCCUGCACCGUGGCGUUCUUCUUCUUCUCCGUGUGCACGCAUCCUGGAGGUUUGAAGUAGCAAGAGGACGGGUCUCAAUGAUCGAACGCAAGCACCCUCUAAGAAUCUACCAAAAGGCUGAAAUGUGUCCCUUGCAUAACGUAGCUACGAUAAGCGACGCCGACUUGGUCAUCUCCUUGCGAACACUCCCGCAGACCUUCACAUGCACCUCUCAAAAAUCCUAGCUAGACCAAAGAGCUGAUUGGUCAGCUUUCACAGAGGAGGAUCCUUGAACCAAUGAGAGCCAACACUGUGCUUGAAAUUGGAUGAGUGAAAGCAAAAGUCAUUGGACAUUUGCAUGCAAAGACUACAUGUAUUGUGUACCGGUACUUAAUAUCUCGUUGCGCUGUAAAAAUAAUUAUGCAGUGUGUUGUUUGUAGGUUGUGGUGUUUUUUGUAAUGACGCUUGUUUUGCACAUCAAGAAAGAAAAAUAAAAAAUUCUUAAACAGU
Molecule: messenger RNA, 6689 nt
Organism: Nerophis ophidion (straightnose pipefish)
Lineage: Eukaryota; Metazoa; Chordata; Actinopteri; Syngnathiformes; Syngnathidae
Product: V-set and transmembrane domain-containing protein 5
Exons: 4
Coding region: 274-858 (194 amino acids)
Biological process (GO): positive regulation of excitatory synapse assembly; filopodium assembly
Cellular component (GO): axon; plasma membrane; dendrite
Source: RefSeq, a predicted model, not a curated record